AUGGCUACAAGUAGAAGCCCUAGUUCUUCCUCUGCUCCUUUUAUAAAUGUUUGCAAUAAAGAACUAAGUGAGUUUGUGGGUAUAUUUGACAUUAAUGAAGUUUACAUGAAAUUUUCAAAAAAAAUUUUGAUUUCUAAGAGGAGUUUUUUUGCUUUAAUGAUAGGUAUCAAAGAUUUCUAUCCUGUUUAUGAUAAAGUCAGGCUACUCUCAGCUCAUUGGAAAUCUAUAGCCAUUUCUUUUCGUUUAAGAAUAGACACUAUCAACGCCAUAGAAGCUAGUUCUUAUGGAAACACUAUCUCGUCCCUGCAGAAAGUACUAGAGCAUUGGUUAAAGAAAGAUUAUGAUGACUACCAGACUAAUGGUAUUCCUUGUUGGAGGAGAGUGUGUGUAGCUGUUAGAGAAGGAGGAGGUGAUCCAGCAUUAGCUGAUGAAAUAGCUCGUGAACAUCCUCUACCAGCUAUGCGACCUGCAGGAUCAACUAGUUCAAAAGAAAGAAGUAUCACUCCUGUAAUGAAUGAUGUAGCUAUGUCACCAGCAAGCACUGACAGAGCAACAGGUACCUCCAAAUAUGGUUCUUCUGAAAAGAGCUUUGAAUUAACUAGCAAGUUAUAUGAUCUACAAGAUGAAUUUGAUGAGGCCAUUCGAAUAACAAAAAAGUCAUUCAAAUCAAGUGAUCUACCUGAAAUCAUUGACUACCUCAUUACACACACAAUGUCACUACUUGGUCCUAACAAAAAACAGCAAACAACUGCUGAAGCAGUUAGAGAAGAGUUUAAAAAUAUCCAAAAAUUAUCAGAAUUAUUCACCGUACUACAAGACAAAUACAUAUCAUGGUUCAACUAUAAACUAAUGAUAAAACUUGUGGGAGUAUUUCUACCAAAAAAUCGUUCAUUAAAAAGAACUUGGUCAUCAUAUGAAGAGAAGUUAAAGGAUUAUUUUAUAAACAGUGGUGGACUAUUGAAAGAUGCUGAUGCUGUACAGUUUGGUGUAAAAGGUGUUCCUCCUGGUACACGAGUAAUGAUUGCUAAAGUUGACAGAGAUGACUACACACUGGACGACAUAUUCUUCUUUCGUAGAGCAAUACCAAAAGGUUUGGAUAUUCCUGAAUAUGACCUUUACUUCAGUUUCGUCUAUGAUGGCUCUCUCUGUUUGGGUUACCUCAUUCCUGAGUAUCUUUAUUCUUUAUUAUUUCCUCUAACUACAAAGCUACAGCAACAGUUAGCUAGUAUUGGUAUCACUGAGCUAACAUGUGGUGAAGAUAAAUAUGAUCUAAGAGAGUUCUCAAUAGAAGAGGUUAAGCACUCAUCCACUGAUAUUGAUAUAUGUGAUCCAUUAUGGUAUGAGAAUACCAGUACACCAUUACAUGAAGCAGCUUGGAGAGGAUUAAAAGAUGAAGUACAAUGGCUUCUUGACAAGUUUGGUUACAGCACAAAUCAUCGUGGUCUUCAUGGUUGGACUCCAUUACACUCUGCAUCAUAUGGUGGACACAUUGAGAUCCUUCAAAUACUCAUCGAUCAAUAUGGUAUUGAUCCUAAUGAAGGUGAUGAUAAUAGUGUAUCUAGUAUACAUAUGGCAUCUUAUAAAGGCCACUUAUCUAUAGUACAAUAUCUAGUAGACACGUGUGACGUUCCUCCUGAUCAACCAGACAAUAGCAAUAACACUGCAUUACUGUACUCAGCAAUGGGGGGCCAUUGUGACCUAGUGGAAUUCUUUAUUGAGAGAAAUUGUAAUACUUCUCAGAUUAAUUGUAUCAGUGCCUCUUUAUCAUUGUUAGCUUGUAAAAGUGGAGAGUUAGCAUUAGUCCACAAGCUUGAAUCAUUAAACCUCUUCUCACCAGAUGACACAACAAAGUCAGGGGCUGGUAUACUACAUUAUACUUGUUGCUCUAUGAAUAAUAAAAGUAUUGAGCUUUUUAAGUAUCUUUUAAAACGAUAUCAUUUAUCCAUUGAAGUAAAGGAUCAAUAUGGUAAUCUUGAUCUAGUACAAUUACUAAUACAACAGUAUAAGCUUGAGCCAUUUAAUCAUGAUAAAUAUGGUUUCACAGCAUUACAUGCAGCAGCAGAAAGAGGUCAUACUUAUAUACUGGAGUGGUACAGUCUGGAGUAUAGUGUGGAUAUUACUAAUCACACUAGCAAUAACAAGUACACACUAGCUCAUUCAGCUGCUUUCGGAGAGAAUCAUGAGUUAGAUCUGUGUGCUGUGAAUGAUGAGGGAAUGGCUCCUAUUCACUUAGCAUGUAGUAAUGGAAGAUUGAACUUGAUCCAGUACAUUAUAGAACACAUACCAUCAUCACUUGAACUACCUCACAGUAAAGACAGUCGUACUCCACUCCUUAUUGCAGUGUACUUCAAUCAGUUAGAAGUUAUUAAAUAUCUUAUUAGUAAGAAGUGUAAUCUAUCAGCUACUGAUGAUGAAGGGUCUGGAGCAGUUCACAUAUCAGUAGCAAGGGGUCACUUGAAUGUAUUGAAGUAUCUCAUUGAUAAUAAUUAUUGUAAUCCUAAUGCAACCAAUCAUCAAGACCGUACACCACUACAUGUUGCUGUAGCAGCUGAACAGUUUGAAAUAUUGGAAUAUUUAUUAGAAAUGAAACUAAGCUUACUUUUUAAUGUCCAAGAUAAAGAUGGUAACACACCAUUACACUUUGCUUGUAGGAGAAGACAACAGAAGAUGGCAUCACUUCUAAUCCGCUCUACUAAUAUUAAUCUAUUAAUUACUAACAAAAAAGGACAGACACCAUUACACUUAGCAGCUGCCUCUGGUCAUAAGGAUACCGCUGAAGCUUUACUGUUCUCAGUCACUGGUAGUUCUACUCAUCAUGAUCUCCUUACAGCUACUGAUAAUGAAGGAUCCACUGUAUUACAUACAGCUUGCAGUAAUGGCCAUACUGAUGUGUUUCGUUAUUUAUCCAGUAUUUAUCCUCAAGGUGUUAAUGUAAUGGAUAAUAAAGGACGUGGUUUACUUCAUGCAGCAUUUCUCCUGCCAGAGUGGACUUGA
Molecule: messenger RNA, 2994 nt
Organism: Amphimedon queenslandica
Lineage: Eukaryota; Metazoa; Porifera; Demospongiae; Haplosclerida; Niphatidae
Product: serine/threonine-protein phosphatase 6 regulatory ankyrin repeat subunit B-like
Exons: 9
Coding region: 1-2994 (997 amino acids)
Molecular function (GO): protein binding
Source: RefSeq, a predicted model, not a curated record